Molecule: messenger RNA, 1830 nt
Organism: Solea senegalensis (Senegalese sole)
Lineage: Eukaryota; Metazoa; Chordata; Actinopteri; Pleuronectiformes; Soleidae
Gene: rad51ap1
Product: RAD51 associated protein 1
Exons: 9
Coding region: 742-1716 (324 amino acids)
Biological process (GO): double-strand break repair via homologous recombination; interstrand cross-link repair
Molecular function (GO): single-stranded DNA binding; double-stranded DNA binding
Source: RefSeq, a predicted model, not a curated record
UUUAUUUGUAAUGCACUUUAUAUUGAAGAAACAACACACUUAAAGUGCUCUACAAAGAAUACUUAACAGAUGUCAAUCAUUUUUUUGUUUUAACAAUGUUUUGAGACACAACACGUGUCGUCGUGGUCGUCGUGAGUCAUUGUUCCGUUCGGCUGACGUUGGCUUGUUGUUAGUUGCACACUUUUCUUUUUGCGCCACUAUUAAACUUCUCCUUUAUCCAAACUUUGUCACCAGUGUAGGUUUUGUUGUGGUACGUCACUUAAAUGAGUCCAGUUUACAGCGAGACCAAAAGUUCCGCCUGCUAAACUUGAGUUAGGACUGAGUUCGAGCCACACUCCACACCACAUGGUGGCGGUAAUGCACCGAAUCGUUGUUUGCCAACCGACAUAAAACCUCAAAGAAGAAGAAGAAGCAGCAGCUUCCGGUGUCCGCGUCACGUUGGUGAUGCACGUCACUUCCUGUUAGGUUCGGGCGGGCUGGUUGAAGUCGCAGGACGUGCCUCGUUGACUGUUGUGUAACUAAAAGAACGCAGAUUAUCGAUUAUAUAUUCUGUGUUUACUUCACGCGCUGAUGCCGCGGACGAAUGUUUGCAAAGCUAACGUCAACUGAAGCUACAGCAGCUAACAGCAGCGGUGUUUGUUGUUGUUGUUGUUGUUGUUGUACUGAUGUCGCUGCUCACGGAACGCUAAUGUUGUCAAUGUUGCUGGAUUAACGGAAACAUCUUAUAUAUCGUUCGAAACUAUGGAGCGACCAUCGAGGAAAACGAAAGCUGUAAAUUACCGAGAAUCAACCAGAGACUUUGACGACGAUGAUGAUGAUGAUUUUGCCUUUGUGAAGGCCCCGCCCAGCAAGAAGGCCAGAGAGGAUCACAAGAAACUGUCGAGCAGCUCGUCCAGCCAAGAAACCAGUGCUCAGUCAACGCUGUGCCAGAAAAGCAGGAAACCACUGGAUCAGAAGUUGUAUGAACGAGAUCUGGAAGCAGCCAUCACUCUCUCUUCUCUCAAUUAUGCAGACGAGAUAAAGGACCGAUCGCCUGCCGGUGAAGGAGACGUGAAGGUUCUCAUUCCAGCGGAUGAAAACGCAGAUCCUGCUUCGCGGCACCUGUCAAACUGCAGUGUGGACGGCGCCGUUUUAGGCUUGGAUGAAAUCUCAUCAGAAACGGGGUCAUCCGCUUCAUCCAGACAGAGAAAAUCUUGUGCUGUGCCGAAGGAAGAGGACGAGGACGAGGACGAGGACUAUCGACCCAAACUGACACCAGAUUCAGAAAGUGACGAAGAUUUCAGCGAAGCCGAGGAGAGCGAAGACGACGAAUUCACUUCCAAGAAAGUCAGCAAAUUGAAAAAGAAGGAGAACGUCACCGAGAAAACGAAGACCAAAUCCACUCCAGUGUCUAAAAAAGAAAAGCAGCCGCCCAAGGCAGCAAAGUCUAAACCAGCAGCAGCAGCAGCAGGUUCCACACCAGUGAGAAGUCCUCCAGCAGCCAAAAGUGCACCCAGGAGACCUGCGCAGUCCUCCACUGUGUCUACAGCCAAACCUGCAGCAUCUGUCAGUCCAGCAGGGGGCAGAAUACCCAAGUGGAAUCCUCCAGGUCAACUUGGCAAAAGUCCCACGUCGUCCCUGAACGCAGCACUGAAGUCUCCGGGUCAGGGUCUGAGACUCGGACUGUCGCGUCUCGUCCGAGUCAAACCGCUCCACCCCAGCGUCGCCGGUCACUAACUUUGGACUUUUUAUCUUUAUCACUACUUUUAUAAAGUCGCUUGUAAAUAUCUUCUUGGUUUGUACAUAAAUACACAAAGUCUAUUCUUUAGCUUCAGUUAGUUAGUUAGUUAG